CAAGAGGUAGCGCGCACACACAGAGAGGAGGAAAAACGGAGGAAACGUCACGCAUUCGACCAGAGCAGAGAGGAAAAGUCAUAAAAACGAGUCUCAUUUUAGCGGCAUGGCUCUGCGGGACGAGCUAUUAAAAUCCAUUUGGCACGCCUUCACGGCGCUGGAUCUGGACCAGAGCGGGAAAGUCUCCAAAUCUCAGCUAAAGGUUCUGUCUCACAACCUGUGCACGGUCUUGAAGAUCCCGCACGACCCCGUGGCUCUGGAGGAGCACUUCAAAGAUGACGAUGAAGGUCCCGUUUCCAAUCAGGGAUACAUGCCGUACCUCAACAGGUUCAUCCUGGACAAGGUCACCGAUAACUUCGACCGCCAAGACUUCAAUAAAAUGUGUUGGACAUUGUGCUCGAGGAAGAACUUGGACCAAAGUCAGAUUCUCAUCUCCAAUGACGAUGCUUUCAAGAUCUGGUGCAUCUUCAACUUUCUAUCUGAGGAGAGAUACCCACUGGUCAUGGUCACAGAGGAGAUUGAGUACUUCUUGCGUAAGCUGACGGAGGCGAUGGGCGGGAGCUGGGUGGAGGAGCGUUUUGAGGACUACAAGCUCCAGCUGAACUCAAAGCAGCAGAGUCUGAGUGUCUGGCAGCUCAUCGGCUUGGUGGGCUCGGGCCACUUCAGUAAGGGAAUUGACCGGCAGACGCUCUCUAUGGCCAUCACAGAGGUCUACCAGGAGCUGAUCCUGGAUGUGCUCAAGCAGGGUUACAUGAUGAAAAAAGGUCACAAGAGGAAGAACUGGACUGAGCGCUGGUUUGUGCUGAAGCCCAGCUCCAUCUCCUACUAUGUUGGAGAAGACAUGGCAGAAAAGAAAGGGGACAUUCUGCUGGAUGGAGGCUGCUUAGUGGAGCCUUUACAAGACAAAGAGGGGAAAAAGUGCCUCUUCCUCAUCAAGUCAUCUCAGAAGAGCUUUGAAAUAAGUGCAUCCGAUAAGAAGAAGAAGCAGGAGUGGAUCCAGGCCAUUCAGACGUGUGUGAGCCUGCUGCGUGAGGGCCGGCCGGCGCUGCACCGCGAGGCCCGACAGAAGCGCCGCGACCUGCGGCUCAGGCAUCAGGCCGAGCAAGAGGAGCUGGAGCGGAGGAUGAAGGAGCUGCAGACCGCCAACGAGGCCAAACAGCUGGAGCUGGAGAACAUGAGGAAGGCCCUGGAAGAGGCAGCAGCCAAUGCAACAGAAGAGGAAAAACGACGCCUUGAGACCCAAACGGAGCUGCAGAACCGCUACCAACGGGAACUGGAGAGAGAAAAGAUGGUACGACAGGAGAUGGAGGAGCAGAUGGCCCAGAAGUCGACGGAGCUGGAGCAGUACCUGCAGAGGGUCCAGGAGCUGGAGGACAUGUACAACGAGCUGGAGGCGGCUUUGGAGAAUGAGAGGCGCGCCAGGCAGGAUGAGGAAACCGUCCGGAAGCUGCAGGCACGGUUGCUUGAGGAAGAGGCCGUGAAGAGGGCGGAGCUGGAGCAGAUCCACCUGAAGCAGCAGCAUGCCAUCUCCGAAACACAGGCGGAAAAACAGGAGCUGGAGAGGGAGCGUUUGGCCAAGGAGAGUGCCCUGCAGGCCGCCAUGCAACAGCUGGAGCAGCUGGAGCAGGAGAGGCAGGGAGCGCUGGAGAAAUAUCAGUCAGUGGUAAAGAAACUGGAAGAUGCAACAAACAACACCCGGACCUGGAAGCACAAAGUGGCUGAACAUGAAGGCUUGCUGCGGCUCAUUCAGCCAGGAGACAAGGGACAGCUGAAAAUGACAAACUGGGGCCCAGCAGCUUUCUCUGACCUGGAACUGAAUCUGAGGGAGAAGAAGUGGCAGGAGAGGAAGAACCAGGCGGCUCAGGCCCAGUAGAGCUGCUGCAGGCAGACGUAAAGAAGUGGAACGAGACCUGAGGACAGGUGUCCUCCUUUUCGAGUGGAGUUCAAAAAUAUGAGUUACCAGGUUGAAUGAAGCAAUUUACAUUUGUGGGCAUUAACAAGUCAGUAGUUUUUAUUUCCUUUGUGAAGUUUUAGUCUUCUACCCUCAGAAUCAGCUCUAAAGCCAUAAAAAAGAUCUUUGUGACUUAAUAAAGCCUAAAAAGAUCUGGAUAAUCCCAUUUUAUUUAAAUAAUGCAAUAGUUGCUCUGAGAAAAUAGUUUCAACUAACAUCAGGUAAGAAGACUUUAUCUGGUUUAUUUAAUCUUCUUUCAGAUUCUAAAAUAUCAAAUUUUCUAAUAAUUUGAGCAAAGAACACAAUAUUUAUCAACUCAGAUGAAAACCUGCAUUAUUUUGUUAGUUUAGAUUGCACAUAACUCCCUUAUUGUCUCAAGUCAUUGCUCGUGUCGUAAAAAUACACUACUAUAUGAAAGCCUGACCACUUUAAAACAUUGAAUUUAGAUUCAGACCUCUGAGCAGAGAGGAGGCGAAGAGCUGCCGUGUCACACCGCAAGUCCUUCGACAAAUCUGUCGUUACUAACAAGUAUGACUUUCUGUGCAGACUUUACUACUUUGUUAAAGUUCUUUAUCCACCUUUACAUGAAUACAGUUCACUUAAUAUUUUCCUCUCAUGCUGUUUCUGUAGUUUGUGUGUCCUGGGUUAGGUGUGACUGUAGGAGCUGUUAGAGUGGAAAGCGUUUCUACAGAUGUGGCCUUUAGACAGGAGCUCUAAAUGCAGGUUUGGAGUCCGAACCAGUGGUGCCUCUCACACUGUUAUGAGUACAAGUUGUGAAUUUUGUACAAGUCUGUAAAAAGCUGAAGAAGAAUCAUGUAGCCCAAUAAAAAAAAUCUAUUCUGAAAA
Molecule: messenger RNA, 2797 nt
Organism: Oryzias latipes (Japanese medaka)
Lineage: Eukaryota; Metazoa; Chordata; Actinopteri; Beloniformes; Adrianichthyidae
Gene: swap70b
Product: switching B cell complex subunit SWAP70b
Cellular component (GO): nucleus; cytoplasm
Source: RefSeq, a predicted model, not a curated record